AAUCCUCGUGUAACAUGCAUCCGAAACGGUCCACCCGGGACGCAAUCCGUCAUCAAUAUCUAAUGCUACACUGGUGAUCGGAGUUACUAACAAUGGUUCAACGUCCGGAGAUCCGAGGCAUUUCUGCUAACAGAUGGGUCUACUGCAGCGGAUGAAUACGAGCGGCUAAAGGCACCAUCUGUACCGCGAAACACCACCGCGUUUCCCUCAAUCACUCAGUCUGGAACGAUGUCAUUUUAACAGUGCCUUUUGAGAAUCACAAGACACCAUCUCUCGGCCUCUAAGGUAGCUAGGCUAGCCGUGCCGAUGGCUAAUGUAAUGGCUAAAUUCGCCACGAAUUGGGCCUUUUGCUGUAUGGCGGGGUCGUUCUUAAGAGCUUUAUGAUUCCGUGACCUUAGCUCUGUGCUAUUGACCUACAAUCAACGAUUGAACGAACAAUUUGCUAAACAGUGGUUUAAAACUCUAUCACCAUGGCUGACAAGGACCCCAUCGUCACCCACGUAUUCACAGCCGACCCCUCCGCGCACGUCUUCAAUGGCAAACUCUUCAUCUAUCCGUCGCACGACCGGGAGACCGACAUCCCCAACAAUGACAACGGCGACCAAUACGACAUGAACGACUACCACGUCUUCAGCAUGGAAGAAGUCGGCGGGCCAGUCACAGACCACGGCGUCGUUUUGAAACAAGAAGACGUGCCGUGGGUGUCGAAGCAAUUGUGGGCGCCAGAUGCCGCAACGAAGAACGGCAAAUACUACCUAUAUUUUCCCGCCCGGGACAAGGAUGGCAUCUUCAGAGUGGGCGUUGCGGAGGGCGACAAGCCCGAAGGCCCAUUUAAACCGGAACCGGAGCCAAUUCAGGGUAGCUUCAGCAUCGACCCCGCUACCUUCGUCGACGAUGACGGGCAGGCGUAUCUGUACUUUGGAGGAAUAUGGGGAGGCCAGUUGCAAUGCUGGACGACGGGUGAAUUUCAGAGGGAUGCGUAUUCGACGAUGGAAGCGCAGGAUGGCCCCGCACUGUCUGCCAAGGUCGGCAAGCUUAACGACGAUAUGAAGUCUUUUGCCUCGCCCCCGCAGGACGUUCUUCUUCUCGAUGGCGAGACUGGCCAGCCAAUCCACUCGUCUGAUCACGAUCGACGCUUCUUCGAAGCCGCAUGGCUGCACAAGUACAAUGGAAAGUACUACUUUUCGUACUCAACCGGUGAUACACACUAUUUGGCGUAUGGCAUUAGCGACAGCCCGCUGGGCCCUUUCACAUACGGAGGGAGGAUUUUGGAACCGGUCUUGGGAUGGACGACUCACCACUCCAUUGCGGAGUUCAAGGGAAAGUGGUAUCUGUUCUAUCACGACACGAGUAUCUCCGGGAAGAACCAUUUGAGGUGUGUCAAGAUAAGAGAGAUUGUCUAUGAUGCGGAGGGCAAGAUUCAGUUGGCGGAACCUCAAGCCAAACUUGAGACGGCUGCUUAGAUUGUGUUAUCACAAAUCAUAACGAAUGAAACAAUGUGAACAAAAAUAUUCAACA
Aaosphaeria arxii CBS 175.79 is the source of this 1518-nucleotide messenger RNA. Its product is annotated as glycoside hydrolase family 43 protein. The record is from RefSeq and is a predicted model, not a curated record. Bases 471 to 1463 code for a protein of 330 amino acids. Gene Ontology annotation, molecular function: hydrolase activity, hydrolyzing O-glycosyl compounds. NCBI's taxonomy places the organism in Eukaryota, Fungi, Ascomycota, Dothideomycetes, Pleosporales. Gene Ontology annotation, biological process: carbohydrate metabolic process. The transcript has a single exon.